AUGUCGGCGUGUGCAUUGCUGGCUGACAUCAGCAAGGUGAUGCAGGCCAAGAAGAAACGUCUGGAGUGUCUGACAAAGAACUACAUGAAGGGAAGCCAACACAAGCUGGAGCAGCUGUGGAACAACUACCAUAGCCAGAGGCAGAAGAUGACGCAGCAGUAUUCCCAGCAGGUGUCGUCGGCGCUGCAGCAGUGGGAGACCGAAGCCCAGCGAGCCGAGGAGCAGGAGGAGAAGCUCAACAAUCUGUUCCGGCAGCAGCAGAAGGUCCUGCAGCAGGCCAGAGUCGUGCAGAACCAGAAGCUGAAGACCGUCAGAGAGCUGUACGAGCAGUUUGUCAAGGUGAAGCAUAGAACUUCCUGUUUUGGUCCAAGCGGCGGAGUUACCGUUAACGACCGGAGAAACAGGCGAAAGUUUGAUUCUCUGGUUUUUGGCUGCGUGAGUUUUGGGUCUCCGGUCUCAGGUGAUUCGAGUACCAGGUCUUUGCUGGGGGAAGAAGAGGAGAGCAUGGAGGGCAAGUUAGCGGACAGCCCGUGUUCAUCGGAGCCGGACAGCCCGGGGGUGCUGAACCGAGGCUGCCUGCUCGACUCGGACGAUGUCCCGUACCCCGAGCUGCCCGUCAUCGUCCCGGAAACCCCCAGGUACUCUGCAUCCGUGGCACUCACCGAAGAGGAGAGGAGGUGGCUGAACGGCGAUGAAGGCGGCACCUCUGCAGCUGCAGUGGAGCAGAUCAUCAUCAGCGACGAUGAUGAAGCCACCGUGCGUUCACUACAGAUGGAUGAAGACGAGGCGCUGGCCCGCAGCCUGCAGGCUCAGUUUGACCGAGAGGAGUCGGAUCUUCAUGGCAGGCACCAGCAUCAUCACCACCAUCACCUUCAUCAAGAGAGCCACCACAGGUUUUAUCCCUACGUGGAGCCUCGCUGGAUGUCUCAGGUGCUCGCGGCCGUCUCUCCUCUUGUGGGGCUGCAAGAAGACCUGAUUGGUCAGCGUAGAAGACGUGGGCAGGGCAGGAGGAGGAACGGCAUGCCCGACUUUUCAGACGACCUUCAGGGAAACGACUACGAGGUGAGGAGGACUGAUGGAGCACCUGGGAGCGGUUUAGCAAGAACUCAUGGGACACGGAGUCCUGAAAGGUGUCAGAUCUGUUUCUGCGACUACAGCGACGGCGAGAAGCUGAGGAUUCUGCCCUGUUUCCAUGACUACCACGUCCAGUGUAUCGACCGAUGGCUGAAGGAUAACACCACCUGUCCCAUCUGCAGAGCCAACCUGGCUGACGGAAACGCCCCCCCGACCUCUGACCUCUGACCUCGUUUCUACAGUUUUCUAUCGGAGCAGACGGGUUCGUGUCUCCUGAAGGACGCCUCAGACUUCUGUUUUUUAGUUUUUUAUAUUUUUAUUUAAAGCUUUGUCGGUGCUCAUGUGACCACAGGAAUAAAACAAUAAAACCUCGCA
Messenger RNA from Neolamprologus brichardi, 1449 nucleotides. The record is from RefSeq and is a predicted model, not a curated record. Lineage: Eukaryota; Metazoa; Chordata; Actinopteri; Cichliformes; Cichlidae.